This is a messenger RNA of Felis catus (domestic cat), 6776 nucleotides long. RefSeq names its product RB associated KRAB zinc finger (gene RBAK). The record is from RefSeq and is a predicted model, not a curated record. Gene Ontology annotation, biological process: regulation of cytokine production; negative regulation of transcription by RNA polymerase II; regulation of immune system process. The transcript is spliced from 5 exons. Gene Ontology annotation, molecular function: DNA-binding transcription repressor activity, RNA polymerase II-specific. Bases 457 to 2610 code for a protein of 717 amino acids. Lineage: Eukaryota; Metazoa; Chordata; Mammalia; Carnivora; Felidae.
AUCACUUCUCCGAGCUGGGGAAAAGCUGGAAGUGAAGAAAAGCUCUGAGAAGAUGCUGUUGUCCACCUCCGCUGCUAAGCACUGUGGAGUUUGAUCCUUCCAAUCAGGAAGGUCAGAAGCCUCUGAUGUCAUCGGUCAUUCCAGCCUGGCAACCAGUUUGAAGGAAAACACGCGUAACUGCCAGACAGGUGUCCACUUUGGAGAUCGGGGUAAAGGAUAUCUCCUGCCGCCAACCCAGCCUUGGACCAUCCUCCAGAACUGUCCUCCAGAGUCUGGACCACUCUCCAGCAGAUGCCAGGCUCCCUCCAUGCUAAACUUGAACCAUGUCAGACUCUCUCCACCCCUCUACUCCUAUUUCAAGGCGCAGUCUGGCGGGAGAGGGAGGAAGCCAACAAGGAAAUUUAGCAGGAAGGUCCACCGUUAACAGUCUGUACGCAUUUCCAAGAGCAGUAGAAAAUGAAUGAGUCCCAGGGACCAGUGUCAUUCAGGGAUGUGGCCGUGGACUUCACCCAGGAGGAGUGGCAGCAGCUGGAGCCGGAGGAGAAGACCACCUACCGGGACGUGAUGCUGGAGAACUACAGCCACCUUGUCUCCGUGGGGUACGACAGCACCAAACCGAAAGUGAUCCUCAAGCUGGAGCAGGGAGAGGAGCCGUGGGUAGUGGAAGGUGACCUGCCGUGUCGGAGUCGUCCAGAAGUCUGGAAAGUUGAUGACCUGAUAGAGAGAAUCCCAGAAAAUGGAGAUGACAUUUCAAGGCAGGCUGUUUCUACCAACAGCAAAACCCCAAAUGAGGAGAGAGAGGAUGCAUUUGAUACAACACAUAAUGUGGAAACAAGCCUUGUUCCUUCAAGCGUCCUAUCUCACACUUGUGUCUCAUGUGGAAAGAAUUUAGAAUCAACUUCAGAAUUAAUCAUCAGUGACGGCAGCUAUGCGAGAAAGAAACCCAGUGAAUGUAGCGAGUGCGGAAAGACGGACCACGGAGACAAACCCUAUGAGUGUAACCAAAAUGGGGAAGGCUAUUCUCAAAACGCAGAAAGUAUUCUUCAGAACGUUAAUCUUUUGGAGAAACCCUUUGAAUACAGUGAAUGCAUGGAAGCCUUAGACAACGAAGCUGUUUUCCUUACUCAUAAGAGAGCUUAUAUGGGGGAGAAGCCCUACGAAUGGAAUGACUCCGGGUCAGACUUCAUCCAGAUGUCAAAUUUUAAUGUUUACCAGAGAUCACAGAUGGAAUUGAAGCCCUUUGAGUGCAGCGAGUGUGGGAAAUCCUUCUGUAAGAAGUCAAAGUUAAUCAUACAUCAGAGGGCCCACACGGGAGAGAAACCUUAUGAAUGUAAUGUAUGUGGGAAGUCCUUCAGCCAAAAGGGAACCCUCACCGUCCAUCGGAGAUCCCACUUGGAGGAGAAGCCCUAUAAAUGCAAUGAGUGUGGGAAAACCUUCUGUCAGAAGCUACAUCUCACCCAACACCUGAGGACUCAUUCAGGCGAGAAGCCCUAUGAAUGUAAUGAAUGUGGGAAAACCUUCUGCCAAAAGACCCAUCUGACCCUGCACCAGAGGAAUCAUUCAGGAGAGAGACCCUACCCCUGUAACGAAUGUGGGAAAUCCUUCUCCCGCAAGUCUGCCCUCAGUGACCACCAGAGAACGCAUACGGGAGAGAAACUUUACAAAUGUAACGAGUGUGGGAAAUCCUACUACCGAAAAUCUACACUCAUUACCCAUCAGAGGACACACACAGGAGAGAAACCCUAUCAGUGCAGUGAGUGUGGCAAGUUCUUCUCUCGGGUGUCAUACCUCACCAUCCAUUACAGAAGUCAUUUAGAAGAGAAACCCUAUGAAUGUAAUGAGUGUGGCAAAACCUUCAAUUUAAAUUCAGCCUUCAUUAGGCAUCGGAAGGUACACACAGAUGAGAAACCCCACGAAUGUAGUGAAUGCGGAAAGUUCUCUCAGUUCUCCUAUCUCACCGACCAUCCUCCGGCUCCUUUAGGAGAGAAACCCUAUGAAUGUAACGAAUGUGGGAAAAUCUUCCUUGACGGUUCAGCCUUCAGUGGGCACCAGUCACUUCCGAAAGGGGAGAAAUCCUAUGAAUGUAACAUAUGUGGGAAAUUGUUCUCUGAGUUGUCCUACUACACUAUACAUUAUAGAAGUCAUUCGGAAGAGAAACCCUAUGGUUGUAGCGAAUGUGGGAAAACCUUCUCCCAUAACUCCUCCCUCUUUAGACAUCAAAGAGUGCACACAGGCGAGAAGCCCUAUGAGUGUUACGAAUGUGGGAAGUUCUUCUCCCAGAAGUCCUAUCUCACUAUCCACCAUCGGAUCCACUCGGGAGAGAAGCCCUAUGAAUGUAGUAAAUGUGGGAAAGUCUUCUCUCGGAUGUCGAACCUCACUGUACACUAUAGAAGCCAUUCGGGAGAGAAGCCCUACGAAUGUAACGAAUGUGGAAAAGUCUUUUCUCAGAAGUCCUACCUCACCGUGCACUACAGGACUCAUUCCGGAGAGAAGCCCUACGAAUGUAACGAGUGUGGGAAAAAAUUCCACCACAGGUCAGCCUUCAAUAGCCAUCAGAGAAUUCACAGGAGAGGGAGUGUGAACGUACUGGCUGUGGGGGAUCUCCUGUGAAGUCAGAGCCCUCUGAGUAUAUCGAGAUCCAACAAGGAGUCCAAGAUCGGUGUCUGAGAGUUCGUGCUUCUGAAUGGGGAAAAUUCUUCAGGCAUUGGAUUCAUCUUCACCUAAUGUUUUUCACAGAGGAGAGUCCCUAAGGAUGCAAGAAGAAACAGAGCCUUCAAAGCAAGACCCUACAACUCAUUGGACACUAGAUAAUUUAUACAGGCGUGAAACUUGAUAACUAUUUAAUAUUUAUUUUGGAAUUCAAAUUGUAUUUACAUAUCAGGGAAUCACACCAAGGCGAGAUCUGUCUAAAUAAUGAAUGUGGGAAAAUCUGUUGUCUUGGAAAUUGUUAUACUGAAAGCCAUAUUUCUGAUGUAAAUUCACAUGUUUAUAGGGAAGAUACCAGAAGCUAUCAGCUCUGAAUAAACCAUUGUAUAAAAUCAUCAGGAGUUUAUAAUGAGGACAGUACAUAUAUGGCAGUUUCUAUCAUGUUUUAAAAGUGUGUUCUAUCAGUAAUUCUAUGCAAACUUGGAUUUGAAUUAUUUGGGAAAAGGCAGUAUUCUAAUUUGAGUAUUAAGGUGGCAAAAUGUACUGACACGGGAUUAUAUAUUGUGGGUGAAACAUUUGAUAAGUACCAGAUAGUUAAAUACAUAAUUUUCUAUUUGUUUGAAGGUAUUUACAAAUGGGUUUUUCAUGAAUGCCCCAUCAUUAAAUUGUAAGCCCGUGGUUUUUUAUAACGUUUUCAACUACGUUUGAGCAAAAAAAGUUUAAAGUACUAUUUUCAUAAACUAUGCAUAGAUGAUUUGGAGUUAAGUCUGUGUCCGUGAAAGAGGGCCUUGCACUGUGUAGUCUGUAAGAUACACACAAGUCUCAUGCCAUCCUGCAUGGGUUUGAGCGAGCCAUGUGCCGAUACCACGUGAUUCAGAAAUUUCAUCUCUGAUUUUAUUUGAAUACUAUGCCAUUCUUCUCUGCACUGCUUAUUCCCAGUAUUUUGGGACAAAUGCAGGUUUCUGUCAGACAGCUUUAGUUGAUGAACUCAGUGUCCUUUCUCCGCUCAUUCCUUGCUGGAAGAGUUUGGGUAUCCGCCGUUUCUUCACAUGACAUAGAGUGUGAAUCCAGAUUCGUGUAAACCAGUCACGAGAACUCUAUUCGGACUGCCAGUAACUUGCUUAUAGUGGUCACAUGACCCAGUUCUGGGCCAACAGAAUAGAUGGAUGUUGGCAAAAGGAUAAGACAUCGAUCAAUGGGUUUUACUACUCCAGGAACACAAGGGGGGUCAUUUAAUAAUCAAAAAUUAAUUCCUGGACUACAUCACAUAGAAAGAAGUAAUCUAGGAUGCAGAAAAGUCAUGUGGUGGUAAAGUCAACAUUCGUUUAUGUGCUUCACAAACUAUGGAUUUGAGAGGAACUUCCUUCCUUGGAUGAAGAGUGUCUAAAACCACAAAACGACAGCAUGCCUAGUGCUGAAAUUUGCGAAGUUUUCUCCCAAGAUUAAAAAAAAAAAAAAAAAGACAAGGUUAUUUCCUGUCACUAAUUGUAUUCAGUAUUCUGCAGAAAGACCUAGCCAGGAGAGUAAGGGAAGAAAAGUAAUCAGAGAGCAUAAGGAUUAGAAAGAAUUAACACUUUUAUUUGCAGAUGACAUAAUUCUGUACAUGGAAAAUUCUGAGGAAACACGUGAGUAAGUUUAGCAAGGUCCGUGCAUACAAGGUCAUGAUGCAAAAAAUGUUUUAAUAUACCAGCAGUGAACAUAAAAAGUGAAAAACUUAAAAGCAAUACCACUCAACAAUAGCAUCAAAAAUCCUCAAGUGCCUAGAGGGAAAAUUACCCAACACCAUAUUUUCAAAAACUGUAUCCAGGAAAAAAAAAAAAAGACAAAACUUGAGAGGGACUUAUACGAUUCAUGGAUUCCAGGACAGUCUUAAAAAGAUCUCAAUUAUCCCCAAAUUAAUUCAUAAGUUCAAUGCAAUCUUAAAAGUCCUAGUAAAUUUUUUUAUCAAAAUUAAACUAAUUCUCAAAUUCAAAUGAAAAUUCAGAAGGCCAGUAAUAGUAAAGAAUAUCUUCUGGAAUAGAUGGAACAGAAGAACUUACAUUGCUUGAUAUCAAAGAAGACCUGUCGUAAAGCCAUAGAGAUUAUAUUAUAAUUGUGUGGUAUUGGCACAUACAUAAACAAAUUGACCAUUGGGACAAUAAAGGCUCCAGAAACACCCAUACAUAAUACAGUCACUUGGUUUUUGAUGAAAAUGAUAAUCCAGUGUAAUGGGAGAGAUGUUCUUUCUAAUAAAUGUGUUGCCAUUGCGUUUAAUAAUUUAAUAGAAAAUAGAAAUGUGGAUUGAGGUGGAUUGCAGAUCUAAAUAUGAAAUGUAAAAUAAUAAAGCUCUAAGAAGAAAACUUAGUAGACUAUAUGUAACCUUACAGCAAGCAAAAUUUUUCUUACGAUCCCAAAGUCCCCGGGGAUGCCUGGAUGGCUCAGUUGGUUAAACGUCUGACUUUGGCUCAGGUCAUGAUCUCACGGCUCGUGAGUUCGAGCCCUGCGUCCGGCUCUGUGCUGACAGCUCAGAGCCUGGAUUCUGCUUCUGAUUCUGUGUCUCCCUCUCUCUCUCUGCCCCUCUCCUACUUGUGCUCUCUCUCAAAAAUAAACAUUAAAAAAAACUUUUUUUAGAAAAGAUCCCAAAGUCACUGAACUAUAAAUAUAAAAUAAAAUCAGUUAAUUUGGAUAUAUUAAUUUUUUGAAACUUCUGUUUAUCAAAAGGACCCCACUAAGAAAGCAAAUAGGCAAGAAACAGAGGGAAAAGAUACUUAUAACUUAUGUAUACAACAUACGACAGCAGACUUGAGCAUACGGGAGGGGUUGGUGAACGUUUUUGGAAGCGGCCAGAUAAUAAGUACUUGGGGCUUUGUGGGCUGGACAGCCUCUGUGAACAUGUCUGUGUCCUAAUAAUACUUUGUUCAAAAGCACGUGCAACAGCCCGGAUUUGGCCUGCAGGCCAUAGUUUCCAGCUGUGGAUCUGUAACUUAAAAAGAGCGUUUACGGGGACUCCUGGGUGGCUCAGUUGGUUGAGCAUUCUUGUCUCAAUUUUGGCUCAGGUAAUGAUCUCGUGUUUGGUGAGUUCGAGCCCUGCAUAGGGCACCAUGCUGAUAGUGCGGGGAGUGCUUGAGAUUCUCUCUCUUUGUCCCUCCCACAUUCUCUCAAAAUAAAUGAAACUUAAAAAAAGUUUAAAAGGAGCGUUUACAAAUCAAGAAAAAAAUAGAAAAUGGGCAAAAAGAUUGGGGACAUCAGUUAAGAGGAUAUCCAGAUGAUAAUCAUGAACAGUUACAUUAUUAGUAAUCAGGAAAACGCACAUUUAAAAUGCCAUGUGGAACUACCACCCACCCUCUGAGAUGGUUAAAGUGAAAAGCAUGAGAAAGGAUCAAGUUUUGGCAAGGAUGUGAGCCGCGGGAAGCGUGCCCUGCUGGAGCUAUUGCCAACUGGUAUGACCGUUUUGGAAGGCUGUCACUUUUGAACAUGCAUGUACCCUUUUAACCCAAACCUCGCAGAUCUGUGCAUUUAUGACAACCAAAGGACAUACUAGAGUAUUCUUGGCAUAAAACUGCAAGAAACAAUUCUCUGAAGGCAUGCGUGCAGUGGAAUGAGCGAACCCAAGUGGUAUAAUUCACUGCAGAAGACUAGAACAUUAGGAACAAGACCCAGAAGUACUUGCAAUAAUAGCUCAGUUUCACAGAGCUGAACGAGGGAAUCCAGUCACAGGAGCAAACAUACUGUAUGACUCCACCUACGUAAAGUAUAAGAACAGAAAAACUUCCUAUGCAGUUAGAAAUCAGGAUAUCCAUUAGCCUCAGGCAAGGCUGAAAAUGGUAUUUAUCUGGUGCUGGUAAUACUGUUUCUAAAUCUGGGUGCUCAAUAUCUUGAGUGUUCUGUGCACUUAAGAUAUGUGUAUUUUUCUGCAUGUAUAUUAUCUUGAAGUCCUGCAUAAUUUUGAGCAGGAAAUACUCCUUAGAGUAGUUUUAAUGGCAACUACAGAGAUUUCCUACACUGUGACCUUAAAGCUUAAUAUAAAGUAUAUUUUAAGUAAAAUAUUUGAAGAGGUGACAGAGCCAUUACAUAUUUUGUCAUCCUUCCCUUUUGCAUAUAUAAAUGGGUCCGAACCGCCUCUUCCAAUAAAGAACUAAUGUGUGUAAACA